UAGGGAACUGAUGGACAAAGUAAGCUAGAUGGUCCAAUGAGCCAAGCAGAGGCCGAGAAAAGUUUCAAAAAGAAAUUUCAGGAGAAAACAAAAAAUAGUUGGGAUGAACGUCAGCAAUUCACUCCAGUGAAAGGGAAAUAUUCGCUAGUAAUUGAGAAGACUGACUCUUCUGAGAGUAGCAAGGUCACUGAGAGUCAGGUAAGAAUUAUAUCUAGAGAUCCACUGUUCUUGUGUCAAGUUCCAUAUGAACAAUCUUGUAUUGUCGAUUUCCCCUCAUCUCAUACACUUUAUAUGAAUUUCAGGCCCUGUUCAUUCCUUAGAAAAUUUACUUAUUUCAAGCAAUUUUUUGCUGCAACUUGCAAUGCAAUUUCUGAGUUAGAGCCAUCCUAUCUAUAAUGAGUAGUUGCAGGACAAUUGUGAGCAUGGCCUACCCGGGUCGAAUCUAGCCGCUUCUGCAAGGAGCGGUGCAGGUUUUCCAUGGGGUGGUGCAUGAGGAAGCCUUGCUGCCCACUCUCCGCAGUUUACAACGCUACUAUCCCAACAUUACCAUUAUUUGAGAUGGCUGAAUCUGCAUGUUCGCCGUUCCGUGACGUGACGAUCUUUUAUUCAUAAAGUUUGUACAGUAUUUGCUUUUUAUCACUUAUGCGUGACUGGACAGUUGCCGCAGCAAAUUGCAGCAAAUUUGCUUGUUAAAGUACAGUAUAUUUGAAAAUAUGGCUAUAUAACAACCUCUAUUCCAAAAGCAGAAAAUGUAUGGUCAAGUUGAAUUUGAACAUUGUCAAUGAUGACGAUAAUAAUUUAACUGAAGUAAGUGAGGACCACCAACACUGUAGACCCACAACACAGCCACCAGAGUGGAUUAACAAGCUACCACUGAUCGAAUUAUCAAAACCACCGAUCAAGUUAAAUGCCUCUAAUCCAGUUGCGAGUAAGCCUAAUGUCCUCAGGGAGUCCGAUAACGCUACUCGGAGAUUCCCGAUGAGCCUAGCCUGACAGAAAUACUCGAGUCACUGAAAAGCCUUGAUAGGGAGUGUGCUGUGAAAUAUCUGUAUCUGUAUCUGAGUCAAAUCCUCGUUCCACACCUGAUUCCUCACGAGUUUUUUGGGGACUUCCCCUACCGUACCGGGACAAAUGCGGGAACGAUGAUUCGGUACUGGACAACGUUACGAACGAAAUAGAUACCCCAAAAGCAAACAGUCAAAUUCUAGUAAGAAUUACAAACCGUAUGUAUGGAAAUCGGCAAAUUAAAAAAAAUUUGCGAAAGACAACGAAAUUUUAAUAAUUUUAACAACUUGAUUUAUCUUACAUCAAGUAACUCGCAACCCACUUAUGCUGCAGCACAACCUUCAACUUUAUUACAAACCUUAAUCAAGUACCGUAUAACUUUGUUCCUCGGAUAAUGCUUUCAAAUACCAUGUCCCAUGUGCCUAAACUAUAGUGGAAAUACAAGAGUUCUUGCUACGGAAACGCAUUGACAUUGGAUGAGUUCUCAUUACGGAGACUUGGCUAAACGACAAUAUUAGUGAAUCCAUUGCAAAUAUAGACGGUUAUAACCUUCACCGGAAAGAUAGAUUUAUCAAACAGCAAGGUGGAGUUUGUAUAUACCUCAGAGAUAGUAUAUACCCCUGGCCUGGCUUUUCUAGCUACAGCACUGCAGAUCCAAACUGAAAUUUAUAUUUGCCAAGACGAAAAUUUUCCUUUACUACAGGCAUGAAAUUUGUCACACCUGUAUGAUCCCAAAAGAUCCAGAACUAUACCUUCCAAUUAAAUUGUGUGUAUGAGUGCGCAUCUGUCAGCACAAUAACUCAAAGAUAUCCAACGUAUUAAUAGGAACAUUUUUCGGGCUAAAUAGAAAUAGUCCAAGGACAACUCGUUUAAAUUUUGGUUCAGUUUUGAUUAAAAACUUUGUCUGCUUUCCGUCCAGAGUAAACUUAAUGCAUAAUUAGCCAACUGUCUAAUUUAUGCAUCGAUUGAAUCGGUUUUUUAGAAAAUCGGGGUUUUUUCCGGUUUUAUCGAUAAACCGCCCGACCCUAAUUAAAUUUGUAAUUUAAAUACAUUUAUUGCUCAGGAUGCAGAAAAUAAUAUCCUGUCUUCAAAUUUCAAACAUUUUCCGAGGGUGUAUACCCCAGACCCCCCUAGUAGUACACCCCCUCUAGGAAACCUUAUCCAGUAUGUAUGCAGUCUCUUUCUAGUACUUUUAUGUUCAAAAGAGGCAAUUCCCUCUGGUGUUUAGAACGCACAAAUUAUUGCCAUACUGGAUACCCCAUGUAGGUGUGAUUUUUCUUUAUUGUUUACACUUGCAGAAACCAAAAUUUCCUGAUGUGUUCGUGUUACAAGGAGUUCAACUGCCAGUGGAAGUUCUCCAUGCUAUCUUUUUGCGCCUUUCUGUGCGAGAUAAUUUACGAUACAUGCAAGUGUGCAAAGCUUGGAAGGUAGGAAUGACCCUUAAUCCUUCGCCCUGUCCAAUGCCAUACAAUUUUACCAAGGCCGGAUUUUGGUGGAAAUGGUGGGAUGGGCGGAAAAAAAUUAGGAGGAGGGGCAGCGUCUAGUUCACGGCCCCCAUGGAAUGUUUGGGCCUAUAACGACACGUACCCCCUAAAGUCAACUGCGUGACAUAUGCAUGUACUGCGCAUACGUAUUAGUAUAGGUAAUCAUGCGAUGGCGAGUACAAUUAGGGAUUAAUAGUACGAGUGAUGUUUGGAAAUUUUGCCAAAAUUGGACGAGCCGCGCCGGGGCGAGUCCAAUUUGGCAAAUUUUCAAACAUCACGAGUACUAUUAAUCCAUAAUUGUACGAGCAACAUCGCAUGAUUACUUGUUUAUUAUUAGCAUGACAAAAUUGGAUACUUCUCAAUGUUAACAUCAUCAAUUCUCUCGCCAAAACUAAGUCCUGCCAGAUUUUCAACCAAAAUUUGGUGCUUUUGUCCGUAUUUUCAUUUAGUUUUUUUGGUAAAGCACAAUUUGGGCUUUUGUUCGUAUUUUCAUCUAGUUCCUCUAGGGCAAUUUCAUUUCACGCUUGUGUUUAAAAUACAUUUCCGCCAUUUUGUUUGUUGUGGGAAAAUCAUUAAUUGUACUGCAGUACAAUUAAUGAAAUAAUUGUACUCCUCUCAACCAAUCAGCAUCCAGUAAUUUUGUCAUGCUAAUAAUAAGUGCAUUAAUUUUAGGCAGGAUCAAUCAGUGUAUAGCAUUUUCCCCAUAUAUGUACAUCAGGGGUCGUUAUCUUUUUUGCCCGCAUGAGACCGCAAAAAUUAUUUGAAAAUGUGCCUGCAAAAUGUCUUCAUGCAACAUGCGAAACUGGGCCAUCAGCCAUGAAUUACUAUUGCUGCCGAUUAGUAGGCUGGCUUAUGAGUUAUGGCUUUAUAUAUUUUUGGCCGAAGAAAUCGAGAAUUUUAAGCUCAGACUCACAAUCAUGCACGUGUAUCGUGCUCUGGUAGUUGUUCUCUAGAAUUUUUGACUUGUCAGCGUCCCUAUUAACAAAUAUCUUAAUAGACUAACAGUAGCAGAUAGUAAAAUACAUAAUAAACUAAAAAUUAUAAAAUUUAUUUUAUAACUUCUGGUGUCAAAAGUUUUACAAAAUGUGCCUGCAAGAAAGUUGUUUCUGAAAUGUGCCUGCGAUCGUUGAUCCCAGCGGUCUCCACUUUAACGAUAUACAUAUACAACCUCGGCCCCAGGCGCUUUGAUUUGCUGUGUCGUACAUAUGCAUAUACAAACUUUAUUUAACCACGCUAACUUCCACAACCGUUAGGAGGCUGAUUUCCAUGAUGGGCGUGAAAUAUAGUAUAUAUUUACAAAAAAUAAGAAAUAUGAAAAAAGAUAAAAUAAGACUAGAUCGCAGGAAAGGGAACAAGAAAAUUCAAUGAUUUUUAAUGCACGAUGAUACACGCGAGCAAGUGUCAACUCAUUCUUUGUUUUAAUAUUGAUUUGAAAGAGCAUAAGGAUUCGGCAAUUUUUGCCUCAUGGGGAAGGUUAUUCCAAUGCAAGGCACCGUUAUAACUGAAGCACCUUUUGCCAAAUUCUCUUUUCGGCAUAGGUGGUGCUUGCUAAAUCAGUUUCCCUAUUGCUGAUGUACAUAACGAGUCAUAGAUUGUACAUCACAAAUCAUAGGAGUUAUACAUCGUGAUUCGCGAAUUAUUGUCGUUAAUCGUUAUGCAUCACUAUCAAUCUCUCAUACUAGUAUACCCUGUAGUAGUAUCACUAAGCAGUAUAUUACAUGCAUGUUAGGAAUACACACCAACAUAUUCGCAUCGGAUGCGUGCUUAUGUCGCAAAAGCUGACAUGCUGCUGUUUGAAGAUGACCUCAACCAAAAAAUUUCCUUUUCACCGUUGGGUGAAGACGAUCAUCAUCUGGUGUAAAACUGUGCAGAAGGAAUCACCAAUUUUUUAUCGAUUAUUAUUAAAUUUUUGCCUCAAAUAUGAGUACUGUGAGGACAAAUUUAACGAAUAAAUUUAUUGCUCAGGAUGCAGAGAAUCGAAUUUCCAGUCUUCAAAUUACAAACAUUUUCCGAGGGAGUAUACCCCGCGGACAUGCUGGUAGUGAACCUUCUUUUGGAAACCUUGUACAGUGAGCUAACUUAUCCAAUCUUUUUGUUGUUAACAAAUUAAGCAGCGAAUUAUGUGCACCUUGAUGUGUCUUAUAUUAUGUUGUUAUUUUAUAUUUUGUCUAAUAUUUUGGAGAUCUUUGUUAAAUUUCUUUCCAGACAUUGCUGAGUGACAAGUAUUUUUGGAAGAUGUAUACACAAAGACAUUUUGAUUUGGGGAUAAAAUCUGACCUCUCAAACGAGGGCCCAUUGGCAGAGUGGUCAGGAAAAUCAUUUAUAUGGGAAGAAGAAUUAGAACACGACCAUACUUGGUAAUUAAUUAUUUUGUUAAAUGUUGGCGUAAAAUGAAUGUAGUACUCUAUCGUAAGCUGCUGUGUUUGUGUCUGAACUACCUGGAAAAGAUAUCUCAAAGUGAAACAUGGUGCUUUAGUGUAGGUAUACAGGGUGUAUCAAAAUAAACGCAAUUCAUCUUUUGUGCUUAAUAACUUUCGAAAUACUAUUUCUACUUAAACGCUUUUAGGCUUACUUCAAAGCCUGUUCUUUUCUCUUUCAAACAAACUAUUAUCCUUGUCUCCAAUGCUAGUAAUAAUUGCACAGGAAAAGAUUUAGUAAAACCUAUCAUUUUUAGUUGCUGUUUAAUUAUGCUAGUUUACUAUGUUAUUGUUUAGUCGGUUUAAAUGUUAGAAUUUUCUUCUUUAAACUUUAAUGUUGUCGUCACUACAUCUGGAAAGCCACGUAAGAACAAAUUAAAAGUAUUUUAAAAGAGACCAGGUUGUUUGAAAAUCCUAAACGAAUGCUAAAAAUCGUCAAAACAUUCUGGUGUCUGAGCCAGAGUGUCAUCGAACUGCGAUGGAAUGUAAACAGAAAUUAUAGCAAGUUGAUAUCAGUCAGCUUAGAUGGUCCAAGCCAAAAUUAUAUCGCAUUUGAAGUUUCAAACUGAGUUAAAAAGAGUGGAAGAAAAGCCGUAAUUAUACUUAUUGUUACAAUCCAUUUAAUAAAAUGCAACAUUUUUUUGUUUAAUGAAAAAAAUCAGUUAUUUUCAUGAGAACGAUUUGUUAUUCCAUCUCAAUUUUUUGUAAUCUCCAAUCGCAAUAACGUAAAGUAUUAUUACCCGCAAACCAAUGAGUCAAAUUUAAGAAACAACCCACUGUUAGAAAGCUGAAUGGCUACGCUUUAAAAUGAAUGUAAACUUUAACGUCUUCGUCUAUUAUUUGUUUAGCAAUUUACAUUUCAGUCGAGGAUUGCGCUUUUUUUUAUACACCCUGUAUAGUAUUCCACAAUUAUGUGUUAAUGGUAUUUUUUGUGUGUGAAUUACCUGAAAAAGAUAUCUCUAACGUGGUGGUCCGGUAUAAAUAGUAGCGAGCUUAAGAUGCAUCAAAUCUGACGCGGACGUGACAUAAAAACCGUUGCUAAUGUUUGGAAUCCAGUUUUAUUUUGUUUCACUUGUGUCUCUGACUCUAUUUAUCAAUUGGAGGCCAAACUUUUUAUCCGUGUAGUGAAACUGUGGGAGUACUGAGUAGUUACAAUUUUUCUUCACGUCCGCGUCGUAGAUUUGGUGCAUCUUAAGCUCGCUAGUAUUCUACAAUGCGCUGCCGUGGCUUGCACCCACACUGCCUGGAAAAUAUAUCUCGGAAAAUAUGUAUGCCCCGCUGUAACAAGAAAUUAAAUGUUUAAAUGCCCCACCUUCAUAUGAAAAUUAUGAAACAGUAAAUACAAAAAGUACAAAAUAUACGGAAAUGUUUUUCGGUGAUAUAGCGAAAUUCACUUAUUAUAUAUAAAAUAGUUUGGAAACCUUAUGGAAAUUUAACAGUUUUACACAAUUUUACGGUACAUACCUUCAAAUGAAGCACAUAGCUUUUCCUUGCCCGUUUCCUUGGCUUGAGCCAGUUUUCACAAAAUUGAGCCCUUUUCCCUCAAAAUCUGAGAAAACUGUAUUUGCCUCCAUUACGAAGUCUUUUCUAUUUAAUUAAUAGUCUGCAUGCAGGAAGCGCGCGAAAACGAGAAAAAUGUUAAUUCCCCACCCUUAUCAAAUACCUCACCGCAUGGAAGUCCGUCAAAUUCCCUACUCCCCGGAGAAGACUUGAAUUCAAAUUUACGGGAAAUGCCGGGGGGAGGGAUGUUGAAAUUUUGAAUUGAUUGGUACAUUUAAACUGAAAUGUAUCGAAAACGAAUAAACGGAACGAAAACUGCAAGAGCAGUUACUCAGUAUGCAGUAGUUUUUACAUGUAGUUCUUCUAAAUAAGACAAUAAAAACGUUCGUUUCUUAUGCGCUUUAAUUAAAUUACUCGCAUCUCCAGUUUAUGCCAUUAUUAUUUGGAGUAUUUUUUUCUCAUAUCUCUUACAUUUCCUUGGUAUUUUGUCAGGUUUUGUUACUUUGCUGAGGAUCGAAAAGAUUGUGAUAUAUACGUCAUGCGUCCAUUUCCUUCAAUAUGGAACUGUCGAGUCGUUCAUCCGUAUGGCUUGGACCCACUCUCCGGUGAUGCGAGAAGCUUACAAGGUUUUUCUCGUUCUCUUGAAAUACUGACUUACAUGAGAAGUGAAGCGGCUCGCUUGGAGAUGCAAAGUGGUGAGUGACACGUUCCGAUUUUCACAAUUUUUCUGCAUGGGCGAGCUAGUGAACGCGGAGAUAACCCUCGCUUUCAGAUUUGACAGUGUCCAAUUUUUUUCUUCUUUGUCGCUAGUUGAAAUAUCAAAUUUGGAGUAUGCCACAUCGAUUAGCAACCAACCAAUUUGAGACAGCUUCGUGAAGCGUUGUUUUAGCAUGCCGCAACUUGGAGCAGCAAAUAAUUCAAGAUUCCUUCAAUUCGACUGCAUGCUUUCAGGAGCAAGACGUUGCAUGCGGCGGACAUGCAUUUUCUAAUCAAUAAAGAUUUGUUUUUAAAAAUCAAACGGAUUCUGAAUGUAUAAUUUGCCUAAAUGCAGUUCAUUGAUGAACGAAUACUUAAUAGGCCGUUUUAGCUAAUUUUCAACACUUGCGAAAGUGCUUACCCAAGUUUAAGCGCUGAUAUCUUGGUAAAUAUUUAAUGAAAUUGUGAUUGUCGUGUGCAUAACCUAUCAAAAUUUAAGUUAGCCACUUCUGCAUGAAUACGAUAAACGCAUGUCAUUUGAGCGAAUUAGCUGUUCUAGUUUCUCCACUUUAUCAAAUCAAACAGGGAACGUUUUUCUGCGCCACCCGGUAGUAUGUCAAAAAAUUGGAUAUGGUCAUAACCAAGUUGAAAAGUGUAUUUAUUAGUUUUGAGCGCGUGUUACGUAACAUACAAGAGAUUCUCCUCUUAAACCAUUUCAUUGUAGGUAACCAGUGCUCACUCAACGAAGGGUUGAAUGACAUUUGUGCUGUUAUAUUUCCCUGGGACAAAAAGGAACUACCUACACCGCUAGAACUACAGAAAGAAAUCUUCAAUUUUCAUCCACAAGUAUAUGAGUAUUAUCCUAACAAUCCUGAGAAAAAUGUAGGCGAUUUGAGGGAAGAUAAAAUAUACUUCCACGUUCGAUCAAGCGAUGACGACGACGAGGACGAUGAUGAACAUGACUUUGAGAUAAAAUGUCUGAACAGUAUUUUUGGGAUGAGUUACCCUACUGAAGAUGAGCAAUGGAUGUAUGAAGAUUCGCGAAAGUUUUAUGAGUGGUUGCAAUCAAUUAUGUGUCCAUCAGUCUUUAUAUAUGUUGGAGAAGAGAAGUUUAAUCCUGUUGGAAUCUUUUUGUUGACCCAUCUUGCCCCUGGGUGGGUAGGUGGGGCAAUGACUGCAGCCACAUGGACAUGAGUAGUUGUUUAUUGUUUGCAGUAACCUCCCCCGGGACUGUUGGGGCAGGACACUAUAACUGCGCUUAUUGUUACAGCAAUCUGUUCGUAUUUUGGUGCUAAAGACGUAACUAUACAGUUAAGAUGUAAUGUUAGUAUAUAAUGUAUCGAAACUGGGUAUAUAUUAAUUCAGUAAUAUUGAGACAAUAAAUAAUGCUUAUUAUCAGAGUUAGAAGAGUUGUGUUACUGAUGAUACACACCAUAGAAAAUAAGAAGGGUUUUGU
Messenger RNA from Paramuricea clavata, 8558 nucleotides. The record is from the annotation of a GenBank genome assembly. NCBI's taxonomy places the organism in Eukaryota, Metazoa, Cnidaria, Anthozoa, Malacalcyonacea, Plexauridae.